CGCGCGGGCGCCGCCCGAGACCGUGGGACCCCGGUUACCGCCCCCUCAGGAGCCACCAUGUUGGUGAUACCCCCCGGACUGAGCGAGGAGGAGGAGGCUCUGCAGAAGAAAUUCAACAAACUCAAGAAAAAGAAAAAGGCAUUGUUGGCUCUGAAGAAGCAAAGUAGUAGCAGCACAGCCAGCCAAGGCGGUGUGAAACGCUCACUGUCAGAGCAGCCUGUGGUGGACACAGCCACGGCAACAGAGCAGGCAAAGCAGCUGGUGAAGUCAGGAGCCAUCAGUGCCAUCAAGGCCGAGACCAAGAACUCGGGCUUCAAACGUUCUCGAACCCUAGAGGGGAAGUUAAAGGACCCUGAGAAGGGGCCAGUCCCCACUUUCCAGCCGUUCCAGAGAAGCAUAUCUGCUGACGACGAUCUGCAGGAGUCAUCCAGACGGCCCCAGAGGAAAUCUCUGUAUGAGAGUUUUGUGUCUUCCAGUGAUCGGCUUCGGGAACUAGGGCCAGAUGGGGAAGAGGCAGAGGGCCCAGGGGCUGGUGACGGUCCUCCUCGAAGCUUUGACUGGGGCUAUGAAGAACGUGGUGGUGCCCGCUCCUCAGCCUCCCCUCCCCGAAGCCGCAGCCGGGACCACAGUCGUGAGCGGAACCGAGACAGAGAUCGGGAACGGGAUCGAGACCGAGACAGAGACCGAGAUCGGGAACGGGAUCGAGACCGAGAUCGGGAACGGGACCGCGAUCGGGACAGGGACCGCGAUCGGGACAGGGACCGUGAUCGAGAACGAGAGGGCCCUUUCCGCAGGUCGGACUCGUUCCCUGAACGCAGGGCCCCUCGGAAGGGGAAUACUCUCUAUGUGUAUGGAGAGGACAUGACACCCACCCUCCUCCGUGGGGCCUUCUCUCCCUUUGGAAACAUCAUUGACCUCUCCAUGGACCCACCCAGAAACUGUGCCUUCGUCACCUAUGAAAAGAUGGAAUCAGCAGAUCAGGCCGUUGCUGAGCUCAAUGGGACCCAGGUGGAGUCCGUACAGCUCAAAGUCAGCAUUGCCCGCAAACAGCCCAUGCUGGACGCUGCCACUGGCAAGUCUGUCUGGGGCUCCCUUGCUGUCCAGAACAGCCCUAAGGGUUGCCACCGGGACAAGAGGACCCAGAUUGUCUACAGUGAUGAUGUCUACAAGGAGAACCUUGUGGAUGGCUUCUAG
Messenger RNA from Puma concolor (puma), 1194 nucleotides. RefSeq names its product negative elongation factor complex member E (gene NELFE). Gene Ontology annotation, cellular component: NELF complex. Gene Ontology annotation, molecular function: RNA binding. Gene Ontology annotation, biological process: negative regulation of transcription elongation by RNA polymerase II. The record is from RefSeq and is a predicted model, not a curated record. Lineage: Eukaryota; Metazoa; Chordata; Mammalia; Carnivora; Felidae.